Molecule: messenger RNA, 950 nt
Organism: Diuraphis noxia (Russian wheat aphid)
Lineage: Eukaryota; Metazoa; Arthropoda; Insecta; Hemiptera; Aphididae
Gene: PpV
Product: Protein phosphatase V
Molecular function (GO): protein serine/threonine phosphatase activity
Source: RefSeq, a predicted model, not a curated record
UAUGGAAAAUAUUGUUUUAAUUUUCAGAUGAAUGUAUGAACAAGUAUGGAAAUGCAAACGUAUGGAAAGAAUGUUGCAAAGUUUUUGAUUUAUUGUCUGUUGCAGCGUUAAUAGACGAAGAAGUAUUUUGUGUACAUGGUGGUUUAUCUCCUGAUAUUUCUACAUUAGAUCAAAUCAKAGUAAUAGAACGCAAUCAAGAAAUUCCAUAUAAAGGAGCAUUUUGCGACUUAGUAUGGUCUGAUCCAGAAGACAUUGAUAAAUGGUCAAUUAGCCCACGUGGAGCAGGCUGGUUAUUUGGAUCUAAAGUCACUGAAGAAUUUAUGGAAAAAAAUCAAUUGGAGCUAAUUUGUAGAGCACAUCAAUUGGUUAAUGAAGGGUAUAAAUACAUGUUUAAUGAUAAACUUGUAACUGUAUGGUCAGCACCUAACUAUUGUUAUCGAUGUGGUAAUGUUGCAUCAAUAAUGGAAUUUACUACUGUUCAUGACCGCAAGCCAAUAUUGUUUAAUGCCGUUCCUGACGAACAACGAGUUAUUCCAGAUAAGGCUGCAACCCCUUACUUUUUGUGAUAAGUAAAGCUAAUAGGGAUUAUACAUUUUAAAGUUUGUUUAGAAAUUGAAAACUGAUUGUGUUUAUAUAAUUUAUUUUUAUUGAAAAUCAGCAAACAUUAUUUGCCUAAUUGUCGAUAUAUACAAUUAUUAUUCAUAAACUCAUUAAAAUUAAUUAUUUUUAAAUAUUGUGUUUCGUUGAUUUUAAUGAUCACUAAAAUAUUACCUUUUACCCAUCCAAUUUAUUUAUUCCAUAUUAUUAUAUUUUUAAAAUUAUGAGUAUAACUUACUAGUAUGUUGCAUGACACUCAUUUAGAGCACAGCUUCCUGGAUUAUUGGUAUUAUAAAAUAAUGUUAAGGUGAUAAUAUUAAAAAAAAAUUAUAUAAUAGAUAUUUUUGAAAAUU